Messenger RNA from Eremothecium cymbalariae DBVPG#7215, 567 nucleotides. RefSeq names its product mitochondrial 54S ribosomal protein bL32m (gene MRPL32). The coding region runs from base 1 to 567 and encodes 188 amino acids. Gene Ontology annotation, biological process: translation. Gene Ontology annotation, cellular component: mitochondrial large ribosomal subunit. Gene Ontology annotation, molecular function: structural constituent of ribosome. The transcript has a single exon. The record is from RefSeq and is a predicted model, not a curated record. NCBI's taxonomy places the organism in Eukaryota, Fungi, Ascomycota, Saccharomycetes, Saccharomycetales, Saccharomycetaceae.
AUGGCUUUGAAUUUUUCUAUAAAUAGUUGUGGGAGGCUGUUGUUUGAGCGUGCGACACAGGUGUUUCCUCGUUUAGAGAUUGGAGGAGGAAGUGGAGCUUCUAAUGUAAUGAUUCCAAGGACGUUAUUGGAGAUGCUUCAACGAAGGUUCGGAAACGCAAAUAAUGAAGAAGGAUAUCAGUCAGACAAUGGGAUAGUGCUGGCGGUACCUAAGAAAAAGGUGUCUCAUCAGAAGAAGAGACAAAGGCAGUAUGCGCCUGGAAAGAAGCAGCUGCAGAUGAUGCAUCAUUUGAACAAAUGUCCCUCGUGUGGCCAUUAUAAAAGACAGAACACUCUCUGUAUGUAUUGUUUUAACGAGAUUCGUCAUAUCUGGAAGACGUAUACGAACAAGCCCCUAGAGGAGCCGUUGCAAGAGCAGGAAUUAUCGGAUCUAGACAAGCGUUUGUUGUAUCCGGGGAAAAAUGAGACGGAAUACUUGGAGAGGUUGAGAGAUAAGGAUAGUUAUCUAGAAAAACGUGUUAGAACUUUACCUGUAGAGGAGAAGAAGACGAAGGGUGGGAGUGAGUAG